CGCGUUGCGUAGAAUACGUGUCAGUGUCCACGUGACCCCAUUCAUCGCCACAUCACACGUCGCUAUAAAUUCGACCACGACAAAAUCCUCGAAAGCACAACCUCUCAUUCCCCGUCUCUCGCCAUGUCUGCACGCAGACCGACGCGCGCUCAUUCUUUGCGCAUCCUCUCCUCCUUCUCCCUUCUCGUUCUUUCUCUCCUCGCCUUGGUGUCCUUUUCGCCUGUAGCGAGCGCAGAGGAGGCUCACGCUGAGUAUGGAACUGUUAUUGGUAUCGAUUUGGGCACCACCUACUCUUGCGUUGGUGUUCAGCGAGGCGGCCGUGUAGAAAUCAUCGCAAACGACCAGGGUAACCGUAUCACUCCUUCAUGGGUCAGCUUUAUGGACGAUGAGCGACUUGUCGGUGACAGCGCGAAGAACGCCUUCCACUCCAACCCCAAGAACACGGUUUUCGACGCAAAACGUCUCAUUGGUCGCAAGAUGGACGACGCUGACAUGAAGCGUGACCUGAAGCACUGGCCUUUCACUGUCGCCGAGAAGAACGGCAAGCCCGCGAUCACUGUCGCCUACAAGGGCGAGAACCGCGACUUCUCUCCGGAGGAAAUCAGCGCCAUGGUUCUCACCAAAAUGAAGGAGACCGCCGAGGCUUACCUCGGAGAGAAGGUUACCCACGCCGUUGUCACCGUUCCUGCCUACUUCAACGACGCUCAGCGUCAGGCUACCAAGGACGCCGGAACGAUCGCUGGUCUGACCGUGCUCCGUAUCAUCAACGAGCCCACCGCUGCCGCUAUCGCAUAUGGAUUGAACAAGAAGGGCGGAGAGUCGCAAAUCAUUGUCUACGAUCUCGGAGGAGGAACCUUCGAUGUUUCGCUUCUCUCUAUCGACGACGGUGUCUUUGAGGUCCUCGCUACUGCCGGUGACACCCAUCUCGGUGGUGAAGAUUUCGACAACCGUGUUAUGGACUACCUCACCAAGCAGUACAAGAAGAAGACCGGCACUGACGUCACCUCGAACCUGCGCGCCAUGGGUAAGCUCAAGCGCGAAGUCGAGAAGGCCAAGCGUACUCUCUCCAGCCAACAAAGCACUCGCAUCGAAAUCGAGAGCUUCGAAGAUGGCAACGACUUCUCGGAGACCCUCACUCGCGCCAAAUUCGAAGAGCUCAACAUGGAUCUUUUCCGCAAGACCAUGAAGCCGGUGGAGCAGGUGCUCAAGGAUGCCAACGUGAAGAAGGAAGACGUUGACGAGGUUGUGCUUGUCGGUGGUUCUACUCGUAUCCCCAAGGUCCAGCAACUCCUCCAGGAGUACUUCGGUGGAAAGGAGCCAUCCAAGGGCAUCAACCCCGAUGAGGCUGUUGCCUACGGCGCUGCCGUUCAGGGUGGAAUUCUGUCUGGUGCUGAGGGUACCGCGGACGUCGUCCUCGUUGACGUUUGUCCGUUGACUCUCGGUAUUGAGACCACCGGCGGUGUCAUGACCAAGCUCAUUGCUCGCAACACUGUCAUUCCUACUCGCAAGAGCCAGAUCUUCUCUACUGCCGCCGACAACCAGCCCACUGUGUUGAUCCAGGUUUACGAGGGUGAACGUUCGAUGACCAAGGACAACAACCUGCUCGGGAAGUUCGAGCUCUCCAGCAUUCCUCCUGCCCCUCGCGGUGUGCCCCAAAUCGAAGUCACCUUCGAGAUUGAUGCCAACGGUAUCAUGAAAGUUGCCGCUGCCGACAAGGGCACUGGCAAGUCUGAGAGCAUCACCAUCACCAACGAAAAGGGACGUCUCAGCCAGGAAGAGAUUGACCGGAUGGUCGCCGAGGCUGAGCAGUUCGCGUCUGAGGAUGAGGCUCAGCGCAAGCGUAUCGAGGCUCUGAACUCGCUCUCUUCCUUCGUCUACGGUCUCAAGAGCCAGCUCGGUGACCAGGAGGGUCUGGGUGGCAAGAUCGCCGAUGAUGACAAGAAGACCUUGCUCGCCACCAUCAAGGACACCACCGACUGGAUCGACGAGAAUGGUUCUUCUGCCAGCGCUGAGGACCUCGAGGAGAAGUUGGCCGAGGUUCAAUUGGUGGUCAACCCCAUCACCUCCAAGCUGUACUCUGGAUCCGGUUCUGGAGCACCAUCGGGUGAUGAGGAGUUCGGCUUUGACCACGAUGAGCUGUAAGACAGCACAGAUCUCUUGCAUGGACGGCUACUCGACGGGGAGAUGGCCCCACGUGUAGUGUAUCGUACGUCACUCCUGGUAAUUUGCACCUAGAUCCGUACAAUCUUCCAAGAAGAUCAAAAUACGCAUGAGGUGGAUGUAUUUAUUAGACCAAGCCAAAACACUUGUUGGAUUGAUUCAAUCGUAUUCUGGAAUUAGUGACAGUUGCGCACCAUGCACGUUCUCGGGGGGCAGGCAGUCUGGCCCCUGCUAUUCACUCGACCAAGGCCCAGUUCAUUGACCGUAGCUGCUGUCAAUUGGUGGUAGACCGAGCUUUUGUAGUAGCACGCGUAAACGGCCCUCCAGUGCGCGAACGUCGUUGAUCGUCGGCCGUGCAGAUUGGUCACUGGCAAUGGUAGCGCCAGGAGUGAGUCGAGCUAGCAUAUCCUCCAACCCCUCCAUCUCCCUCCGCUCAUUCAGUCCCUCGUUCUCAUUCAGCCCGGUGUCCUCAUACGCCAAGUGCUGUCGCGCGUGCUCUUCUGCUUCCAGAUCUCGUGGCACGACAUCGGAGAAUCGAAUAGCCGCAAGCCCAGUGGCGAUUUCUCGUGCUUCAGCGAGCAAGGACGUUUUUACAUCGUCGGGCACCAGCGACGAUAGCGGCGACUGGAGAUAUGUUACGAAGGCUGAAGCCUUUCCGCGCAGGAAACCGAGGUCCUGGCCGAGAGGCGCGCCGACCUCUGCGAACCCUGCAUCGAAGCCCUCCUGAAGAGCGGAUUCUUUACCGGCUGUUAUUCCUUCUCGAUAGCCCGUCUACCGAAGUUUUUGAGCAUCGGGUUAUGGGAUGCAAGGUGGAAAAAGCAUGCACGUUGGUGAAGUCGUUUGAGAUCUUCGUCCAUUCAUUUUCUCUGGCGCUCUCGUGCGUGGCGUCCUCGUUCCAGGGAGAGUCGCCGUCCAAGUCCAAGUCCAUUUGAGCGAUCGAUCAUUCGAUCGUUAUCUGAUUAUCGAAUAUCUAACUCAAGCCGUG
Molecule: messenger RNA, 3145 nt
Organism: Mycena citricolor
Lineage: Eukaryota; Fungi; Basidiomycota; Agaricomycetes; Agaricales; Mycenaceae
Source: the annotation of a GenBank genome assembly